Lepisosteus oculatus (spotted gar) is the source of this 2158-nucleotide messenger RNA. It is a transcript of the gene trmt13, whose product is annotated as tRNA methyltransferase 13 homolog. The record is from RefSeq and is a predicted model, not a curated record. NCBI's taxonomy places the organism in Eukaryota, Metazoa, Chordata, Actinopteri, Semionotiformes, Lepisosteidae. Gene Ontology annotation, biological process: tRNA methylation.
UUGUGGGUGCUUCUUUUUGUAGUUUAUGUGUCUUACAGUUAAACCUCGCAGUAGAUCUAAUUUUAAUUAUACAAAUGAAAUUACUUAUAGAAUAUGUCAUGCUAUUAAAAUAAGCUGUUUAAUUGAAAAAUCGUUUGAUAUUAAGGGAGUGGUAGAAUCGGCACUUUCGCUGCAUGAAAGAUGUCGGAAAGCUGUGGGGAUGGUGUGUCUGCGCCUCUGCCUGGGCGAUGUGGCUUUUUCGUAGACAAAAAGAAGAGAUAUUGCAAAAUGGUUGUUGCGAGUGGAAAAACUUUCUGUGGGGAGCAUGCAAUUGCCGAGAAGGAAGAUGGCAGAAAAAGAAUUCCAUGUCCUUUGGAUCCGAAACACACUGUAUUUGAAGAUAACCUGGCAAAGCAUCUUAAAAAGUGCAAUUCCAGAGAGAAGCCCAAACCUGUGUACUAUGUCCACGACAUUAACGCUGGUGUGGAAGAGGAUAUGGAUAUGCAUGAAAAAGAGAUAGCCUUGUCCUCUCGAUCCAGCGAAGAGCUAGACUCUCUUAUCAUGAGGCUGAGAGCAGCAGUCGGUGAGAUAAACUGUAAGCAUACAGAAAAGAUUCUUUCUCACCCUGCUUUGCUUGAAGCUCUGAACGAUCCAAAGAAUGGAGACUUUGCAGUGAAACACCUCAAACAACAGGCGUCUCUCCUAGGUAACCUGGAAUCUUUGAGGUUGCUGGGUCCAGACAGAUGCUUUGUGGAAUUUGGUGCAGGGAAAGGCAAACUAUCCCACUGGAUUGACAUCGCUUUGCAAGCAGCCAAAAAUGUCCAUUUUCUGUUGGUAGAGAGGGCUACCACUCGCUUUAAGGUUGAUGGGAAGCACAAAAGCCCUCACUCCGUGUUUGAUAGGCUUCAAGUGGACAUUCAGCACCUGUGUCUAAAUAAAGUUCCCUUCCUCCAAGAGAAGAAACUCCCUGUGGUUGGAGUAGGAAAACACCUGUGUGGAGUGGCUACAGACCUGGCUUUGAGGUGUCUGGUAGAGAGCUGUUGCUCCAGUGGGGACUCGGAGGAGGCAGGGCCACCACAGAAGCGCCUGAAGUCUGAUCCGUCAGAUGCAGAGAGUGUGGGAGGAAGCUCAGAAAGCAGCACACCGCUUCAGGUCUCAGGGCUGGCCAUAGCUCUGUGCUGCCAUCAUCGAUGCAACUGGAGGCACUAUGUUGGCAGGGAGUUUUUCAUAGGUUUGGGGCUGAGUGCCCAGGAUUUCAGAGCCUUCCAGCGUAUGUCUAGCUGGGCCACGUGUGGUUUGAAGAAGCUUGGCAGUGACGGGCCUCUAUCGAAGGAGGGCAGCAGCGAGCAGGAUGAGAACCUGGAGAAGCAACAUGAGUAUGCAGGGGAGACAACAGGGGACAAGUUUGAGGGGAUUCUUCCUGCUGAAGAUCGGGAAAGCAUUGGCCGUCUCUGUAAGCUUCUGAUAGAUGAAGGCAGGGUCGAUUACCUGCGGCGGAAAGGCUACGCUGCUGAGUUACAAUACUACACCAGUCCAGACAUUUCCUUAGAAAAUGUACUCCUCACUGCUGUACCUGUCAAGACUCCCUAAUAGAACAGGUAAUCUGUUCUGCGCAGCUGUGACUGGAAUAAGUAUAUCCUGUCUGUGGAGCUGAAGGCGAAUAUCCUUGGUCAGUGAAAGACAGAGUGCUUGACAGAAAGCUUGGAGAGAAAAGUCCUGAGUGAGAGUCCAGCCACUUCAAUCACAGUCCCAGUGAAUCUUCCUGAACGGCCUCAAUUGCAACAUUUAAUACGGAUUUGAAAUUAAUUUUGGUAUCUGAAAAAGAAAGAUAAUUUUUUACUUGGAUACACAUGUUGUAUUAACAAAAUGUUCUUAUUAUCUGUCCUUAUGGAAGUAUUUUCUUCUCUAUAUGAUUUUUUUAGCUUGUUAGAUGUAUGUGUAGGACCCCUGAAGAUGUUGGUCUGUACCUGUUACUUGCUCAGAAGGAUUUAAUUUUGUGAGUUUUACAUCAGAGAGAAUGCCCCUGGUGACAUUUCCCAGGGUUCAUAUGAAACUUUGAAACCCCCUGGAUGUCCUAGAAAAUUGCUAUAAUAAAAUGAAGUCCUGGAAUACCCUGGAAAUGUCUCUGUCUCAUAACAUUGUUUUUUAAUUCAGUCUUAAAAAUAAAUUUUCCUUUCCA